Molecule: messenger RNA, 571 nt
Organism: Leptonychotes weddellii (Weddell seal)
Lineage: Eukaryota; Metazoa; Chordata; Mammalia; Carnivora; Phocidae
Source: RefSeq, a predicted model, not a curated record
CGACCUGAACCGAAGGCAGCCGCUCAACUAACUGAGCCACCCAGGCGUCCCUGGGCCAUUCUUGAUGCUCAGCACCACUCCAGGUCUCCCACUACUCAGUAGUAAGUUUUUUCAGUUUCUGCUUCAUAAUUUUGAUGAUAUGUCUGUCAUUAGGCCUCCAAGAAUGAAUAUCCUCCGCCUACUCCUAGCCACACUGCUGGUCUCCCUGUGCUUCCUCACUGCCUACAGCCACCUGGCACCUGAGGAAAAGCCCAGGGAUGACAGGAGCCUAAGGAGCAACUCCUCCGUGAACCUGUUGGAUUUCUCCUCUGUCUCUAUUGUAGUGCUGAACAAGAAAUCCAAAAAGAUCAGCAGAAAAGAGGCGGAAAAGAAGAGAUCUUCCAAGAAAGAGGCUUCCAUGAAGAACGUGGCCCGGCCCCGGCCCCCGCCGCCCACCCCCUGCGUGGCCACUCGUGACAGUUGCAAGUCGCCGGCGCCGGCCUGCUGCGACCCCUGCGCCUCCUGCCAGUGCCGCUUCUUCCGCAGCGUCUGCUCCUGCCGCGUGCUCAACCCCGUCUGCUGAGCGCGCCCA